Messenger RNA from Aphidius gifuensis, 3356 nucleotides. RefSeq names its product probable serine/threonine-protein kinase DDB_G0282963. Gene Ontology annotation, biological process: positive regulation of transcription by RNA polymerase II; negative regulation of transcription by RNA polymerase II; cell fate commitment. The record is from RefSeq and is a predicted model, not a curated record. The transcript is spliced from 7 exons. Lineage: Eukaryota; Metazoa; Arthropoda; Insecta; Hymenoptera; Braconidae. Gene Ontology annotation, molecular function: RNA polymerase II cis-regulatory region sequence-specific DNA binding; zinc ion binding; DNA-binding transcription factor activity, RNA polymerase II-specific. The coding region runs from base 304 to 2586 and encodes 760 amino acids.
GUAAAUAUUUGGCGGUUUAAAUAAUGAUAUUGUUCAUGAAAUUGCUACCAGGAGGCAGUACGAUAAUAAACGCGUUUAAAAUUUCACACCUUGGAUAACACCUGUGUAGACAAGUAGACACACUCGCGAGUCUUUGAAUCACAAAUAUACAUGGUUCUGGCUGUACCGUGAUCGUGUAUUUAACACAAGACAAAAAUUAACUCAAAUUGAUAAUUUUUUUAUUAUAUUUUUUUUUUUUUUUAUAUUUUUUAUCAGUUUAUUUAUUUAUUUAUCAUUUUAUCUAUUUUAUAAUUAUCACAACUGAUGUCAACACUGGAAGACUCAUCAGACUGCCACCAGGAAACAAUGAAAGAGCAAAGAGAACGAGAUAUAGUUAAACAAGAAAUAAAAUUACCAGAAUGGAAUGAACAUCAAGAUGAUGAAUCAUCACAAAUAACUGUUAAUAAUAAUAAUAAUAAUAAUAAUGAUGAUGAACAACAACAAAAUCAACAACAAGAACAACAAGACAAUGAUACAUUACAAAGUGUUAUAACAAAUAAAAAAAUAGUUAGAACAAUAACAACAACUGGACAUAUUACAGAAAAUAGUGGUGAUUGUGAAAUUGAUUCACCGGUAUCAAGUCCAGAUAAUAUUAAAAUUAAUUCACAAAUAAUAAUUCAACCAACAAGAGAAUUAACUUAUGAAGAAUCUAAACAAUAUAUUAAUAUGAUUCGUCAAAAUAGUCCAGAACAAACAACUAUAACUGAGUCGGAACAAAAUCAAGAAAUUUCAUACUCAAGAAACAAUAAUAAUAAUAAUAAUGAUAAUGAUGCUGAUGAUGAUGAUGAUGAAGAUGAUGAAGAUGACGAUAAUGAUGAUGAUGAUGGUGAUGAUGUACGACAAGAAGCAGAGAGACAAAAUAUGGUUGUUUCAGUAAAAGAACAAAUGAGAUAUCAUCAAGUUUACCAAGAUGAACCAACUCGAACUCAAAGAAAUAAUCAUGUAAUUGAAGUAUCAUCAAUUCAUCAAGAUAACAGACGUCAUCAACAAAAUAGAUUUAGUUCACCUGAAAAUAGUACAACUAGAUUUCAAGUAUCACCAUCAACUGUUGGUGAAUCAGCUGGUGCUGCUGAAGAUUAUGAAUCAGCAGCAAUUGUUAGUCAAGGUGGUAGUGUACAUAUUGGUUCACCAGCACCAGUUUAUUCACCAUCAUCAUCAACAACAACAACAGCAGCAAUAGCAGCAGCAGCAGCAGCAGCGGUAGAAACAAAUAGAUCAUCAUCACAUCAUCAUCAUCAUCAUUCCCAUAACAACAACAACAACAACAAUCAUCAUAAUCAUAAUCAUAAUAAUAAUCAUCACCAUCAUCAUCAUCUUCCACCUGGUUAUGCAUCAGAAAUUGGUCUUAAAUAUGAUAUAAAUACUGCUGCUGCUGUUGUUGCUGAAAAUUUAAAAAAUAGUAGUACAUAUACAACACUAGAAACAGUACCAAUUCCACCAUCACAAGCAGUUCAUCAAUAUCAUCAAUAUGCUGUUUCUGAUGGUUAUCAACCACCACCAGGUUAUACUGGUUAUCAAAAAAAUAAUAAUGAAAUAACAUAUUUAACAUAUCAAAGUGGUUUACCAUCCAGAGGAACAGAGACAUUUUCACAUGUUUUUCAGGUAGAAUCACAAGGUGGUGUUUAUAUUAAAAGUGAUCCAACAUUAACAUCAUCAUCAUUAAUUGGUACAAGAACACAAUUGCAUUAUGAUUCACCUGGAUCACCUGGUUCACAAGUUACAAUAUAUGGUACAAGUGCACCAUUUCAAUAUGUCAAAACAAGUGGUAAUGGCGGUGGUGGUGGUGGUGAUAGUUAUUGGCAAGGACCACCAGGUUCAUCAUCACCACCACCACCAUCAUCAUCUAUACCGCCACCACCACCACCUCCACCACCAACAUCAUCGUCAUCUUCAACAGUAGCAGCAUCAACAACACUUGAUUAUAUUCAGGGUUAUUCAAAUUUACCAACGUCAAUUGGUGAUGCUAAUAAUUUAAAUUUAUACACAAGUGGUGGUUACAGUGUUUCUGGUGUUAAUGGAUCAGCAUCACCAUGGCAUAUGCAUAGUGCAUUAUCACUUGGACCAAAUGAUGAAUCAUUUGAUGCACAUAUGAUUAAUAAUGAUCCAAAAGAAUGCACAAGUUGUGGUUCAUCAUUAACAGCAAUUUGGCGAAGAGAUGCUAAUGGAAAUAAUCUUUGUAGUUCAUGUGGUAUUUAUGGUAAACCAGUUAAUCAUUCACAUAGACAACAUGUUAGAUGUGGAGGAAAAAUUAAACAGACUCUUACACCUAGUGGACGAAGAAUGGGAAUUCAUUGUGCAAAUUGUAGAACAAAUAAUACAACACUUUGGCGAAGAAAUAAUAAUGGAGAGCCUGUAUGUAAUGCAUGUGGUCUUUAUUUUAAACUUCACAAUGUAAACAGACCAAUGAGCAUGAAAAAAGAAGGAAUUCAAACACGAAAAAGAAAGCCAAAAAAUCAUUCUGGUAUGGGUGGUGGAACUUUAGCUGGUCCAAGUGGAAUUCAUAAUAAAAGUGAAAUGAAAUCCAAUUUACUUGUGUGCCCCCAUUAGAGCCAAUGUCAAGUAAAUCUGGAUCAGAUCAUCUUGCAACAGUCAUCACCUCAACGGGGACAGCACAUAUUGAUCGAUCAUGAUCAUAGAUCAUAAUCGAUUUUUACCAACACAAAUUUAACGUUAUUUUUAUUAUCGACAGUGAUAAUUUAUUCUGUUGUACCGAUUGAAAUGCCUGAACGCGCUUGCCAUCUGUUGACUCAUCACGAUCAAAAGCAUAUAUAAUUUAAAAUUUAAUUUCUCUGUCGAUGUCAACAGAAUUCUAUAAUAAUUCGGUAAUUUUUUUCUCUUAAAUUCAAAAUAGUCAAAUGGGGGGUUUUUUUUUUUUCUGCUGUACAUAACAUUUUAUACAUAAUUGUCCAAAGAUUUAUGUUUAGAUUUAAAUAAUCAUAAAUUUUUAAAUGCAAAUUUAAAUUAAGUUUUAACAAAAAUUUAUUAACUCAUACUAGAAAUGCAUUGUGCAAUGAGAUUUUUUUUUUUUUUGUUUCUUUUUCGUGUAAGAUAUUAAAAAUAUAUUUUAAAAAUUUGUAAAAUGAAAUUUUACAAAAUACAAAAAAAAAAAAAAAUCAUAAAUAGCCAACUAGACAAUAUUAUUAUUAUUAUUAUAAAUAUUUCAAUAUGAAAUAUAUUAUUAAUGUGUGUUAUAAACAAUUUUAUAAUGUAAUUUGUAAUUAAAUGUUGGAUGAAAAGAAAAAAAAAAAAAAAAAAGAUUUAAAUAUAUAAAAAUAUAUAUACUUUAGCAAGUAAAAUAAAAAAAAAUAAAAAAAAAG